AUGGAUGAGGUAUGGGAUGAUCUGCAUAUAAAGCAUACCGAUCUUGCGAGCGCCAAGACCACUACUCUUGCGUUUGCAAUCUGCAACCGCCGAGGCCCAAACUUCUAG
Molecule: messenger RNA, 108 nt
Organism: Blumeria graminis f. sp. triticale
Lineage: Eukaryota; Fungi; Ascomycota; Leotiomycetes; Helotiales; Erysiphaceae
Source: the annotation of a GenBank genome assembly